GGGGGGGUUGCCUGGCGGCGCAGUAGCGCGGGAGGCGGCGAAGGGUGCAGGAGCAUCGCUUGGAAGGGGACAAGGGGACGCCACGGGCCAAAUGUCUGGGAGAGAGCCGAGCCUUUUCCCGGACCCUCGCCGAGGGCGACCGUGAUGCGGCAGAACCGGCCGGAGCGACUCGCCGCCGCCGCUGUCUGUGCUCUCGGAGACCCCAGCGCCCGCCUUCUGCAGGGAAGCGACCAUGGCCAUAGAUCGUGACUUGCCCCCCAGCCACUUCCCCUAGAAAGAAAUCCUCGGAAAAGUUGCAUUUAAAAAAAUCCUUGCGCUGACCUUUGGGGCCGACGGGGCAGAAGAAGCGUGCGUGCGUUUGCAAGCAAGAGAACGAAAGGUGUGUGUGCAUGGGGGGCCGGCGGUGGGAGACCCUCCGCUGCCACUUCGCCUAGCUUUGUGCUGAGGCCCCGGCCCCCGCCCCUGGGACGCCGGGGCUGCGAUGAGCCCCUGCGGGCGGGCCCGGCGACAAACGUCCAGAGGGACCAUGGCUGUACUGGCGUGGAAGUUCCCGCGGACCCGGCUGCCCAUGGGAGCCAGUGCCCUCUGUGUCGUGGUCCUCUGUUGGCUCUACAUCUUCCCCGUCUACCGGCUGCCCAACGAGAAGGAGAUCGUGCAGGGGGUGCUGCAACAGGGCACGGCGUGGAGGAGGAACCAGACCGCGGCCAAAGCGUUCAGGAAACAAAUGGAAGACUGCUGUGACCCUGCCCAUCUCUUUGCUAUGACUAAAAUGAAUUCCCCUAUGGGGAAGAGCAUGUGGUAUGAUGGGGAGUUUUUAUACUCAUUCACCAUUGACAAUUCAACUUAUUCUCUCUUCCCUCAGGCAACCCCAUUCCAGCUGCCAUUGAAGAAAUGCGCGGUGGUGGGAAAUGGUGGGAUUCUGAAGAAGAGUGGCUGUGGCCGUCAAAUAGAUGAAGCAAAUUUUGUCAUGCGAUGCAAUCUCCCUCCUUUGUCAAGUGAAUACACUAAAGAUGUUGGAUCCAAAAGUCAUUUAGUGACCGCUAACCCCAGCAUAAUUCGGCAAAGGUUUCAGAACCUUCUGUGGUCCAGAAAGACAUUUGUGGACAACAUGAAAAUCUAUAACCACAGUUACAUCUACAUGCCUGCCUUUUCUAUGAAGACAGGAACAGAGCCAUCUUUGCGGGUUUAUUAUACACUGUCAGAUGUUGGUGCCAAUCAAACAGUGCUGUUUGCCAACCCCAACUUCCUGCGUAGCAUUGGAAAGUUCUGGAAAAGUAGAGGAAUCCAUGCCAAGCGCCUGUCCACAGGACUUUUUCUGGUGAGCGCAGCUCUGGGUCUCUGUGAAGAGGUGGCCAUCUAUGGCUUCUGGCCCUUCUCUGUGAAUAUGCGUGAGCAGCCCAUCAGCCACCACUACUAUGAUAACGUCUUACCCUUUUCUGGCUUCCAUGCCAUGCCCGAGGAAUUUCUCCAACUCUGGUAUCUUCAUAAAAUCGGUGCACUGAGAAUGCAGUUGGACCCAUGUGAAGAUACCUCACUCCAGCCCACUUCCUAGGGACAAUGGAAGAAGAAAAGACUGAACCAGGGUAUUUUUGUUAGGUUUUCUAUGUGACUCCAAGAGGGAAUGGUCAAGUUGUUUCAUGGGUUUGCAUGGGCCCUUGGAAAAACAGGAAAGGAACGAUGAAGAUCCAAGCAAAACUUUACUUUCAGUGUUGGCUUGGAGGACAAAUAAGAAAUGAAACAUCCUAUGAAAUACUUUAUAGCACAUGGCAGAUUUGCAACUAGUAGAAUGCUGGUGAAAUGCUGUUGGUAAAGCACAUGGUUCAAAUCUAGAAGAUGCGGUUCAAAAACAAGACAGACUUGAGUUGUUAGGGCUGAGAAAUCAAUCAAUAUAGAAUAAAGAAAAUGUUGGGAUAAAAGUGUUGCUGAUUGUCAACACAAACUGGCUUAAUAAUAUUAAUAAGAACCUGUCUUAUUAAGACUGGCUUUAGAACUGUAGGUUUUUUAAAAAAUUAUUAUUUAUUUUUGCCCUCUUUAGGGGAAGUGGGUGGGUAGAUUUAAAAAAUCCCUUCCUGAGUAAUAAAGAUACAAAAUGUUACUGCUGAUAAUUGUGAUUUGUUGAGCCACGUCUAUAUUAACUAUAUCUCCCCUCUAUUUUUAAAAUUUUACAUAAGAAUUGCUUCUUCCUCUUUUGUCAACUCUACAGAGACAAUGUGAAGCAUUAUUGAAUUUAGACUGUGUUGAUUCAUAGUCUGGAUAACAGGAGCCACUUUCCUUCCUCAGAAUUUAGGACAUAAACCCAAUUUUAGGUCUGCAUUAUGUAAGCCUGUUUGCAUUGUCAUUUUUAUUUUAGUGCAAAAAACUACCAAUAUAAGUGCAUUAUUUAUUUGUAAAUUGGCAUAAUUGUCUUCGUAAUUCAAUAUUCAGAAAUGCAGUAAAGCACAAUGAUG
Messenger RNA from Piliocolobus tephrosceles (Ugandan red Colobus), 2447 nucleotides. RefSeq names its product ST8 alpha-N-acetyl-neuraminide alpha-2,8-sialyltransferase 1 (gene ST8SIA1). Gene Ontology annotation, biological process: oligosaccharide metabolic process; N-glycan processing. Bases 482 to 1552 code for a protein of 356 amino acids. Lineage: Eukaryota; Metazoa; Chordata; Mammalia; Primates; Cercopithecidae. Gene Ontology annotation, molecular function: alpha-N-acetylneuraminate alpha-2,8-sialyltransferase activity. The transcript has 5 exons. The record is from RefSeq and is a predicted model, not a curated record.